AUGAUAUCUGUCAAAAGAAACACUUGGAGAGCACUGAGUUUAGUGAUAGGUGACUGCCGGAAAAAAGGGAACUUUGAAUUUUGUCAAGAUCGCACUGAGAAGCAUUCCACAAUGCCAGACUCACCCGUGGAUGUGAAGACGCAAUCCAGGCUGACGCCUCCAACAAUGCCACCUCCUCCCACUACCCAAGGAGCUCCAAGAACCAGUUCAUUCACACCCACAACGUUAACCAAUGGCACUAGCCAUUCACCAACAGCAUUAAAUGGAGCUCCAUCUCCACCUAAUGGCUUUAGCAAUGGGCCAUCAUCUUCCUCUUCAUCCUCUCUGGCUAAUCAGCAGUUACCACCAGCUUGUGGAGCAAGGCAGCUCAGCAAACUGAAGAGAUUUCUUACAACCUUACAGCAGUUUGGCAAUGACAUUUCACCAGAGAUUGGGGAGAGAGUACGUACCCUUGUGCUAGGACUUGUGAAUUCUACUUUGACAAUUGAAGAAUUUCAUUCCAAACUGCAAGAAGCUACUAACUUCCCACUGCGACCUUUUGUCAUCCCAUUUUUGAAGGCCAAUCUGCCCCUGCUGCAGCGGGAGCUCCUGCACUGUGCAAGGCUGGCCAAGCAGAAUCCCGCCCAGUACCUCGCUCAGCAUGAACAGCUGCUUCUGGAUGCCAGCACCACCUCACCUGUUGACUCCUCAGAGCUGCUUCUCGAUGUGAACGAAAACGGGAAGAGGCGAACUCCAGACAGAACCAAAGAAAACGGCUUUGACAGAGAGCCUUUGCACUCAGAGCAUCCAAGCAAGCGGCCCUGCACUAUUAGCCCAGGCCAGCGGUACAGUCCAAAUAAUGGCUUAUCUUACCAGCCCAAUGGUCUGCCUCACCCCACCCCACCUCCACCUCAGCAUUAUCGUUUGGAUGAUAUGGCCAUUGCCCACCACUACAGGGACUCAUACAGACACCCCAACCACAGGGACCUCAGGGACAGAAACAGACCUAUGGGGUUGCAUGGCACACGACAAGAAGAAAUGAUUGAUCACAGGCUAACAGACAGAGAAUGGGCAGAAGAAUGGAAACACCUUGACCAUCUGUUAAACUGCAUCAUGGACAUGGUGGAAAAAACAAGGCGAUCUCUCACUGUACUACGGCGAUGUCAAGAAGCGGACCGUGAAGAGCUUAAUUAUUGGAUACGGCGGUACAGUGAUGCAGAGGAUUUAAAAAAAGGUGGUAGCAGCAGCAGCCAUUCCAGACAGCAGAGUCCAGUGAAUCCAGAUCCAGUCCCAUUAGAAUCACAUCGGGAAUUCCUUCAUAGGCCUGCUUCUGGAUAUGUGCCAGAGGAGAUCUGGAAGAAAGCUGAGGAAGCAGUCAAUGAAGUAAAACGUCAGGCGAUGACAGAGUUGCAAAAGGCAGUGUCAGAGGCAGAACGGAAAGCCCACGACAUGAUCACUACAGAGAGAGCUAAAAUGGAGCGCACUGUUGCAGAAGCCAAGCGACAGGCUGCAGAGGAUGCAUUAGCUGUUAUCAAUCAACAGGAAGAUUCAAGUGAGAGUUGCUGGAACUGUGGUCGUAAAGCUAGUGAAACCUGCAGUGGUUGCAACACGGCGCGAUACUGUGGCUCAUUUUGCCAGCACAAAGACUGGGAGAAGCAUCACCACAUCUGUGGGCAGACCCUCCAAGCCCAGCAGCAAGGAGAGACACCAGCAGUCAGCUCCUCCGUGACACCCAACAGUGGGGCAGGGAGCCCCAUUGACACACCACCAGCAGCCACUCCUAGGUCAAGCACCCCUGGGACCCCAUCCACCAUAGAAACGACUCCUCGUUAA
Emys orbicularis (European pond turtle) is the source of this 1812-nucleotide messenger RNA. It is a transcript of the gene RUNX1T1, whose product is annotated as RUNX1 partner transcriptional co-repressor 1. Gene Ontology annotation, molecular function: transcription corepressor activity. Bases 1 to 1812 code for a protein of 603 amino acids. Lineage: Eukaryota; Metazoa; Chordata; Testudines; Emydidae. The record is from RefSeq and is a predicted model, not a curated record. Gene Ontology annotation, biological process: DNA-templated transcription; negative regulation of DNA-templated transcription. The transcript has 11 exons. Gene Ontology annotation, cellular component: nucleus.